AGUAGACAUUUUUUGGCUCUGCCAGAGGCAUGUCUAGAAGCAAGGUGAUCAGCAGCAAUGAGAAAUGGCGCUGCUUCGAGCUUGGAUGACCUUCGCGCUCCUCGCUGGUACUCAGGCAGCCGUGGCUGAGUAUGUACUACAUGCAGGCGCUAAGCGCCUCCAUGGGCCCACGAGAGGAGGUUCACUGGCAAGCGUGUGGGAUCCAUUCAACAACUCUAGUACACUCACGAGCGGAAGCCAGACGAGCACCAUCACCCUGACGUCCACCUCAGACACGAGCACAACCACUCUAACAUCUUCGUCGGUCACAAGUACUACCACCAUGACGCGCACAUCCGGCACCAGCACAACCCACACAAGCACAAUCACCCUGACGCCCGCUUCAGCCUCGUCCACCUCUUUUACAAGCACUACCACCAUGACGAGCACUUCCGACACCAGCACUAUGACAAGCACUAUUACCCUGACAUCCACUUCAGUCACGAGCACGACCUCCCUGACGUCCACCUCGUUCACAAGUACUGCCACCAUGGCGAGCACUUCCGACACCAGCACUAUGACAAGCACUAUCACCCUGACAUCCACUUCAGUCACGAGCACGACCACCCUGACGUCCACCUCGCUCACAAAUACUACCACCAUGACGGGACCAUUCGAAACCAGCACUGCAGGGACGAGCACCUCUACAAACGCAUCCGAAAGCUUUGUGAGUUCUGGUACGCUGACAUGGACCACGGAGGUCAGUACCACGCGGACCACCACGACUACUAUUCAGGACAGCACUACGUUGUCCACUGCGAGCACUCUGGCACCGCCUCAAAUCACUGGGUCGAUCGAAAUAACAGGCAUCGACCCAGUGGCGGUUCGGAACGGCCCAGAUGCAGGGAAGUUGCUGACCUCGGUCGGCUUGACGAUCGCUCAGGUGACGGGGACGCCCGCAAGAUAUGUCACCACCUGGUUCGCAAAGCUUCGACGGCUCAUGGCCGCCUCGCGUGGUCUAUCCACCGCGGUCCUCGUUGUAGAGUACAGCAUUUCUGUGCCCGCGGAUGUCCCAGCCGACAUCCCAGAUAUUGCCGCCACGCAGGCAUCCCUGGAUAGCGUGGAUGUCAAUUCUUUCACGUCUCUACUGCAGGCGAACCUUGACGCGCAGGUCGGGGGGGAGGUGUACGUGGUCACUGUAACGGGAGUCACAUCAAUCAUUAUCGAAGAUCCGGGCGCCGCCUUGCCCGAGGGAGGGAACGCUGAUAAUUCCGAGGAGGAUGCACCUGAAAUUAUUGUCGGCAUUGUCGUGUCAUCGGCAGUUGUCCUCGUGUGCGGAUCUUUGGCCCUGUGCCAGGUCUUGCGCAGGCAUCGGCGGCAGCGGCAGCCCGCGAGGCAGGGCAACGACCUGGAGAUCCCGCGCUUCGACGUGCAGAGCGCUCUGUCGAGGCCCAGCGCCAGGUCCGACAAGCAGCUCUCGGUCCGCUUCGAGGACGGCCGGCCGCCCGCGGGCGCUCCCAGCCUGGCGAGCGUGGGCUCGGCCAGCGCCGCCGAAGCACCAGCCGUGCCGACGGGGUCGCCCGGCGGCCCGGACCCCGGCACCGCCGAGGCCACCGCGGUGGGCUCGGCGACGAGCGCCGCUCGCAGGCGGAGCGCCUCGGAGCGUCGCCGCAGCGCCGACGACGCCGACGCAGCCAGCGCCGCCGCCUGCGUCGCACCGCCGCUGCUGCCCGAGGAGCUGCUGGUGCACGCGAGCCCGGCGCCGCCCGCAGUGCCGGUCACCCUGGAGGCGGCGCUGCUGCUGCCGCGCGGCGGACAAAUCGUCGCGCUGUGAGCGCGGGCCCGCUCUUCUCUCGGCGAGAACGGCCUGUGCCAGUGGGGGGGGGAGGGGGGAGUUGGAGCUUGUCCUCCAUGCAUCCCUCUCCUUCCCGCCCCCUGGCGAAGCACCGGCCAGCAACGGCGUGCGCCCGACGGCGAAUCGGAGGGCGCCGCAGAGGACGCGUGCCUCCGCUCUUGCGGCGGCUGCAGGCUGCGCGGCCCGGAAGCUGCGGGCUGCGCGGCCCGCCGAAUGCGCACGACGUGGGGCGCCUGCCCCUCGCCGCGGGGCGCACUGUCGGCGGCGUCGCGAGGAGCGGGGGCCCAUCUCCGCGCGAAGAGGAGAAGUCGGCAUGAGCAUCUCCAGAGAGCCCGUUUUUUGAUCCCCUGGCGAUCACGGGCGUGACUUCAUCAGGACACCGCUGCGAGCCGUCGGGACACCCUGGCGAGGGCAACGCAAGACGCGAACCACGGAGCCACGAUUUUCCUAGGGGGCGGCUUCAAAGAAGUUAUCCCGCUUUCAACCUCAGUUUGUGAAGUAGCUGGGCCAAUGUUUGAAAGUUUGUCGUUUGCGGGAGUCAGCGCCGCACUGCGCGCGGCAUAGAAUGUCGCGUCAGCGCGCUGCAGCCACCGCCAGUGGUUCAGUGUUUUCAAGAGUUCGUGCAUGUUGUGAGUUGCUUCGGUGCUGCUGCAGAUAGUCAGCGUGGCCAGCUUGCCAGCGUGGCCAGCCAAAUAUUGGGAGCGCGGUCGCAUCUCUGCAGGAGGAGCGAUUCACUGCCAGCCUUCUCGACGAUGCCAGGGAGGAGGUGUAGCCCCGCUGACGGAAAAUUGCGGGCGGGGCAUGCCUCCAAGGUUUCUGUUUUUUUCCAGGAGGGCACCUAGUGCAAGCAGAGCAUAGGUUAUUUGGUUUAAGGCUCGGUUGGCCUAGGUCGGCAACAGCAUUGACGCAGGCAUUAGUGGCAACUCGUAGUGUUUGAGCCCUAGAGGCGCGCAUGCGAUGCUACUGGGGACUGGCUACGCAACAAGUGCGUAGCGUACGCUCUCGGCACGCACUGUACCCUCAUUAGAGUUGUUUUGCGACGCAAUAGUCGCAGAGCCGAUGCCUCGCUGCUGCGCUCAAUUUCCUUUGGACAGUCGGACAGUCGGGUCGAACGGGGUGGCCAGCGAGCGCCGUUUUAGAGUUGGGGCAGUGAUAGUGUUGCAUCAGUCAUGGUGCAUGGCUGCGUUGGUCAGGGCAUCUUUCGCCCGUGCUGCCACAAAGAUUGGCUGGCAGCGAGGCGUUAGAACCAUUCUGUCGCUUGUUCGCUGGAGCUGCCACCAGGCACGGCUUGUGCAACAUGAGCCGGAGAGCGACAGAGCAGGCGGCAUUUGGGUCUGGAGUCCGCGGGCUUUGUGCUCUCCUCUUUGGGGGCCGAUGCCUUCCAGGGGAGAUGUCCAGAAGCAACAUGCGCAAAGGAACACGACGGGUUCGACUGCGCGGGCAUUCGCGCGUGAGCUUCCUUCGUAAGCUUGCGCGUAGGCGCCUUUGUUUCCAAUGCCGCGCUGGCAGCCCGCGUAAGCCACCGCGUAAGGUCGCUAUUCCGUCUCGCGUACGACCCCAUUCUUUUCGUCGCUCACAUGCUCACAGCUGGGAUCUCCCGGGCCCAGCUCUUGCCCUCUCAGGCCCGUUUGCCUCCUUUUGGGCGGCGUGGCUGUGGCGGACGUUCAUACCAGUGAGAGGAGCAGGCUCGCAGGUGGUGGCAGGCGGAGCAUGAUCUGAGCACCACCCCAAACGAGGUGUCCAGACAACACAGACGAUUGCAGUCAGACUGAGGCCUAG
Prorocentrum cordatum is the source of this 3613-nucleotide messenger RNA. Lineage: Eukaryota; Dinophyceae; Prorocentrales; Prorocentraceae. The record is from the annotation of a GenBank genome assembly.